AUGUCACAUUUCAAUAAUAGUAAUACAUCAAUAGGAAAUGUUGAUGAAAAAAAUAAAUUUGUUACUUAUUAUCCAUUUACUCUUAUUAUUGUUGGUACUCUAUUCAAUUUUUUCACAUUUACUAUUCUUUGUCGAUCAACUUUUCGAGAUACAAAUAAAAGACCAACGAUUCAUUAUAUGCGAACAAUAGCUAUCUUUGAUAUUCUCAUGUUAUAUGGAUGGAAUUUAGAUCAUUAUCUUGAUGGAGCAUAUGGAUUUGUUCUUCAAACUUAUUCAAUACCUUUCUGCAAGUUUUGUUCAUUUUUAAAUUACUUCGCAUCACAAGUUUCAGCUUGGUUACGUGUCUUCAUUUGUCUUGAUCGAUAUUUAUCAUUAAGUCGUCUUCAUAAAACAUGGUUUAGUCAAUCACGAAAUGUUCUUAUUAUUAUUAUAUCCAUCAUUAUAGUAUUCACUAUUAUUAAUUUUCACUUCUUUUUAUUUGCUUGCUAUUAUGAUAAAGAUGGUACAGUCAAUCCGCAGGCUAGUCUAUAUAACAUAUAUCCAUUAUGGGAUUCNAUAUAA
This is a messenger RNA of Rotaria sp. Silwood2, 561 nucleotides long. Lineage: Eukaryota; Metazoa; Rotifera; Eurotatoria; Philodinida; Philodinidae. The record is from the annotation of a GenBank genome assembly.